UCUCCGUUGUCGCCGCCGAUCAUCUCGACACUUACUCCUCAUCUGGCGCCGAGUUUCCCAGUCCUUGUUUGAGAUCAGACCGUGGGAUUCCAGGCUCCCGGAUCUCCUCCCACUUCACUUCACUUUAAUCUGUCGCUCGCUUUUUCUUCUUCUUUGUUAUUCUUCAAUUUUCCUGGCCAAGCGGCCCUUCCCAACAGGCUUCCAUAUUUACUCCGCUUUACGGCAAUUUCAGUACAUAGCCACCGCAACAGACUCAGUACAUUGACCGCACAGAAACAUCUGUGAUCAUGGCUCUAGGGCCAAUUCGAUAUCUCCUAUUCGCCGUCACCGGACUGGCACUUUUCUUCCUGAUAUCGAGAAGCGCGAUACCGAUCCCGGAGCAGAUCGGUUCGAAACUCACCUACGGUUCUUCCUCAUCCUCAUCCUCCUCGUCAUACUCCCAGAGCGAUGCUGCCGCUGCGUAUGCAUCCAACAAAGUCGUUCCCCCCGCCGAUCGCGUCAACGCAACCUUCGUGACCUUGGCUCGGAACAGUGAUCUUUGGGAAAUGGUCAAGUCGAUCCGCACCGUGGAGGAUCGAUUCAACCGCAAUUAUCACUACGAUUGGGUCUUCCUGAACGACAAGCCCUUUGAAGAUGAGUUCAUCAAGGUCACAUCUGCGCUGGUCUCUGGAGAGACUCACUAUGGCGUGAUUCCUCAGGAGCAUUGGUCAUACCCCGAGUGGAUCGACCAGGAGAAAGCGAAGAAGGUGCGACAGGAGAUGGGCGAAAAGAAGAUCAUUUACGGUGACUCUGAAAGUUAUCGCCACAUGUGCCGCUACGAGUCGGGCUUCUUCUUCCGCCACCCGCUGAUGCUGAACUAUGAAUACUACUGGCGCGUGGAGCCCAGCAUCGAGCUCUUCUGCGAUGUCCCGCUCGACCCUUUCCGUUUCAUGAAGGAGAACAACAAAAAAUACAGCUUUACCCUUAGUCUUUACGAAUACUAUGACACGAUUCCUAGCCUAUGGGGCACCACCCAGCAAUUCAUGGGAGCACACCCGGAACAUGUCUCGAGCGACAACUCAAUGGAUUUCUUGAGUGAUGACGGCGGCAAGACCUACAACAAAUGCCAUUUCUGGUCAAACUUCGAGGUCGGAAGCCUGGAAUGGCUGAGAUCGAAGGCAUACAUUGAUUACUUCGAGACUCUGGACCACGCCGGUGGUUUCUUUUACGAGCGCUGGGGUGACGCGCCGGUCCAUUCCAUUGCUGCCGGUCUGCUCCUGGACAAGAAACAGAUUCACUUCUGGGAUGAGAUUGGCUAUUAUCACGUGCCAUUCACUCACUGUCCUACCGAGGAGAAGAAGAGACUGGAUCUGAAAUGCUCCUGCAACCCUGCAGAAAACUUCGAUUGGAAGGGUUACUCCUGCACGUCUCGGUUCUUCCAAAUCAAUAACAUGGACAAGCCGAAGGGCUACGAGGAUCAGAGUUGACUCCGUGUGAUCGGAGGAUUCGUGAUCUUGGCAACUGUUAUUUGUGGUAUUGUUGUUGUACUGAACAGAAAUAGCCGGGUGCUGGUGGUCCACAGAGCAGGUCUUCUAGUGGACCACGUAAAUACUGGCUGGGAAUCUGUGCGGAAAUGGAGAAACGCCUACUAAGCAGGGCUUCCCACUGCAUUCUUCGGCCUCGGAUUUGGGUACUUUGAGUGCUCGCAGACUAACCAACCCUCUCAUUAUUCCUCCCUCU
This is a messenger RNA of Aspergillus homomorphus CBS 101889, 1719 nucleotides long. Its product is annotated as glycosyltransferase family 15 protein. Gene Ontology annotation, biological process: protein N-linked glycosylation; protein O-linked glycosylation; cell wall mannoprotein biosynthetic process. The record is from RefSeq and is a predicted model, not a curated record. The transcript has 4 exons. NCBI's taxonomy places the organism in Eukaryota, Fungi, Ascomycota, Eurotiomycetes, Eurotiales, Aspergillaceae. Gene Ontology annotation, molecular function: alpha-1,2-mannosyltransferase activity. Gene Ontology annotation, cellular component: Golgi apparatus; membrane. Bases 288 to 1466 code for a protein of 392 amino acids.